Messenger RNA from Solanum tuberosum (potato), 948 nucleotides. RefSeq names its product probable H/ACA ribonucleoprotein complex subunit 1. The transcript has 5 exons. Bases 1 to 948 code for a protein of 315 amino acids. The record is from RefSeq and is a predicted model, not a curated record. Lineage: Eukaryota; Viridiplantae; Streptophyta; Magnoliopsida; Solanales; Solanaceae.
AUGCUAUUUUUGUGUGCAGUGCUAACAGUAGAUACUACAAAGAUUAGAUGUGGUCUUGGUGGAGGCUGUGGUGGUGGUGGCGGCGGUGGUGGAGGUAGUGAUGGGGGAUUUGGUGAUGGAUUUGUAUUUGGCGAGGGUCAUGGAUCGGGUGAAAAUGAUGGAUUUUUCCAAAUUGUAGAGGGCCUAAUUGGUGGUUGUGGUGGUGAUGGUGGAGGAGGAGGAGGAGGUAGUGAUGGUGGAUCUAGUUUUGGCAUAGGAUAUGGCGAGGUCACGACUUCGGUGAAAAUAGUGGUGGAGGCAGCGGUAGAGGUGGUGGUGAAGGAGGAGGUAGUGAUGGAGGAUCUGGUUUUGGCAUUGGAUAUGGUGACGGUCAUAGAUGGGGAGAAAACGGCGGUGGUGGUGGUCAAAAUAGUGGUAGUGAAUGAUGUUGAAGCUUUAAAAGUACCUAAAAAAUUGACUGAUGAGAGGAAGAAAAGAUCAAUCUUUCAUAAUGUUAGCUUCCGAAUUAAACCUUCUAAAGACGAAUCUAACUGUUACACCAUUUAUAAACCACAAAAGAUUAGGACAAAUCUUGCAGGUGAAUCAAUUAGUGAUCCUCACUAUCUUAAUCGUAAAUACAAGGAUAUGCUACAUGAAUGGGUAUCUGAAAGGAGACAACGUGAAAGUGGAGCAUUUGACAUGGUUCAACAAAUUGUGAGAGGUCUAGUUGGAAAUGACGACAGAGCUAGUAAUGGUGCAAACGGUCACGGAUUCGGUGCAAAUGGUGGUGGAGGCGGCGAUAGAGAUGGAGGUGGUGGUGGAGGAAGAGGUAGUGAUGGAGGAUCUGGUUUUGGCAUUGGAGUUGGUGAGGGACAUGGUUCAGGUGAAAACAACGGUGGUGGUGGUCAAAAUGGUAGUAGUGGUUUUGCUGCCGGAGAAGAACGGGGCCAUGGUGGUGGUGGCAAUUGA